Molecule: messenger RNA, 3965 nt
Organism: Lynx canadensis (Canada lynx)
Lineage: Eukaryota; Metazoa; Chordata; Mammalia; Carnivora; Felidae
Gene: SLC24A4
Product: solute carrier family 24 member 4
Exons: 17
Coding region: 106-1974 (622 amino acids)
Biological process (GO): intracellular calcium ion homeostasis; calcium ion transmembrane transport; sensory perception of smell
Cellular component (GO): membrane
Molecular function (GO): calcium channel activity; calcium, potassium:sodium antiporter activity
Source: RefSeq, a predicted model, not a curated record
UCUGAGCUUCGCCCGCUCCAGCCCUAGCGCCGCUCGGCCACAGCUAGCACUCCGGCCGCCGAAGCUCCCCAUCCUCUCCCGGGGACGGCACCCAGGCGCUCCAGGAUGGCCCUCCGCGGGCCCCUCCGGCCGCGCAAAGUUCGCAGGAGGCGAGAGAUGCUGCCGCGGCAAGUUGGCUUCGUGUGCGCGGUGCUGGCCCUGGUGUGCUGUGCGUCCGGCCUCUUUGGCAGCUUGGGGCAUAAAACGGCUUCUGCUAGCAAACAUGUUCUACCAGAUACAUGGAGGAAUAGAAAACUGAUGGCACCAAUGAACGGGACUCAAACAGCUAAGAAUUGCACGGAUCCUGCGAUUCAUGAGUUCCCCACAGACCUGUUCUCCAAUAAGGAGCGACAGCACGGAGCCGUCCUGCUGCACAUCCUCGGAGCUCUGUACAUGUUCUACGCCUUGGCCAUAGUGUGUGAUGACUUCUUCGUUCCGUCUCUAGAGAAGAUCUGCGAGAAACUCCAUCUGAGUGAAGAUGUGGCCGGAGCCACCUUCAUGGCCGCGGGAAGCUCGACGCCCGAGCUGUUUGCCUCUGUUAUUGGCGUGUUCAUCACCCACGGAGACGUUGGGGUUGGGACCAUUGUGGGCUCUGCGGUGUUUAACAUCCUGUGUAUCAUUGGAGUCUGUGGAUUAUUUGCGGGGCAGGUGGUCCGUCUGACAUGGUGGGCCGUGUGCCGAGACUCCGUGUACUACACCCUCUCUGUCAUCGUGCUCAUUGCCUUCAUAUAUGAUGAAGAAAUCGUGUGGUGGGAAGGCCUGGUGCUCAUCAUCUUGUACGUGUUUUACAUUCUGAUCAUGAAGUACAAUGUGAAAAUGCAGGCCUUUUUCACCAUCAAACAAAAGACCAUUGCAAAUGGCAACACGGUCAGCAGUGAGCUGGAGGAUGGUAAUGAUUACUGUGAUACUAGCUCUGAUGACCCCUCCCUGCCAUUGCUGGGGCAAGUGAAGGAGGAGCCACAGUACAGCAAAAACGCGGUGGUGAUGGUGGAUGAGGUCAUGAGUUCCAGCCCUCCCAAGUUCAGCUUCCCGGAGGCAGGCUUACGCAUCAUGAUCACCAAUAAGUUUGGGCCCAGGACGCGACUACGGAUGGCCAGUAGGAUCAUAAUUAAUGAGCGGCAGAGACUGAUCAACUCGGCAAACGGUGUGAGCAGCAAGCCGCUUCAGAACGGGAGACACGAAAAUAUCGAGAAUGGGAAUGUUCCCGUGGAAAACCCUGAGGACCCUCAGCGGCAACAGGAGCAGCAACCCCCACCCCCACCGCCACCCCCAGAGCCCGAGCCCGUUGAGGCUGCCUUCCUGUCCCCCUUCUCCGUGCCCGAGGCAAGAGGGGACAAAGCCAAGUGGGUGUUCACCUGGCCGCUCAUCUUCCUCCUGUGCGUGACCAUCCCCAACUGCAGCAAGCCCCGCUGGGAGAAGUACUUCAUGGUCACCUUCAUCACCGCCACGCUGUGGAUUGCUGUCUUCUCCUACCUGAUGGUGUGGCUGGUGACCAUUAUUGGAUACACGCUUGGGAUCCCGGAUGUCAUCAUGGGUAUCACUUUCCUGGCGGCAGGCACGAGUGUUCCGGACUGCAUGGCCAGCUUAAUCGUGGCGAGACAAGGCCUUGGUGACAUGGCAGUCUCAAACACCAUAGGAAGCAAUGUGUUUGACAUCCUAGUGGGACUCGGCAUACCUUGGGGCCUGCAGACCAUGGUUAUUAACUAUGGGUCCACGGUGAAGAUCAACAGCCGGGGUCUGGUCUAUUCCGUGGUGUUGUUGCUGGGCUCCGUCGCUCUCACCGUCCUCGGCAUCCAUCUAAACAAAUGGAGACUUGACCGGAAGCUGGGGGUCUGUGUGCUGGCCCUCUAUGCCGUCUUCUUGUGCUUCUCGAUAAUGAUAGAGUUUAACGUCUUCACCUUCGUCAACCUGCCGAUGUGCCGAGAAGACGAUUAAAGCCGAGCUGCUGCCCACCCCCCACGGGGGGCUGUUCUGGACUCUGAUGCCAGCCUCUUCUCUCCCUCCCUCCCCCACCACGAGUCUCUCCUGCCUCGGUGGCCACCGUCUGUUCCUUCACACACUGGAAGGAAGAGCCAUCGUGGUCUUUGUCUGGUCACGGGCCAGGCUGCUGGGCAUCCUCCUCCUCCUCGGAGUGCUGCCCUCCCCACACAAGGCAAGAUUCGGGGGCCGCCAUGGGAGUGGCUUCGCAGACCCCCGAGCUGGCAGCCGCAGGGAUGCACUUGUGUCUCAUCUCUCUCGGACACUUUAGUGAGGACGUCUGUGUGCAGUUUGUCUUUCUGUCGUAGGGCAGCCUCAGAAGUGAGGUGGCCGGCGAAUGUGAGGUCCCCUGGGGCAAGUGCAAAAUAGGAAUGUCAUUCUCCGGUGUCCCCUCUGGGCCAGAGGGUGUGAGUCCCUGAGGCGGCCUGUGCUACACUCAGUCCCUCCCAUUUCUGCUGGAAACACUCACACCUUGGAGGGGGCAAGGCCUCCAUCCGCUGAGGGUUUGGGGCCACGAGGGCAAACAUUCUGCCCCUUUCUCUGGAAAAGCUGGAAGAACGGAAACUGCUUCUCGCCGCAGAAAAGAGAAUUUCCUUACCACUUUCAUUGACGCGUUCGGAGAAUGAGCAGUGAAAUAUUAAAAAUAAAAUGUCAUGUCGAUCAUCAUACUUGAAAAAUCUCAGUCCGUACAAAAAGGCCAUGCCGGGGACCAAGAACAGGUAACACCCCGUGGAAAAUGAAUCCUGUGUGUAUCAAUCAUGUCGCACUGACACUAAGACUUUUGGUUUGGAACACAGAAGAGAGUGAAAGACUAACAUCUACCUAGGUGCUAAUUCAGAGACACAGCGGAGAUGGAAGCUCACAGCCAUACAUUCCAGACCUUCCGUGUGAUGCGGACCCCUGUCGGUUUGGGUUUGUCAUUUCUUUGUUAAUGCGCUGCUCUCAAAACCACCCGGUCGAAAGACCCAGUCGUCUGUAUGCCCAGCAAAUUCCAUAGCCUGCUGGAACGAGUGUAUCACCAGUAACAGUUAAUGACAGGAUGGGAGAUUUCCUGAAAAUUGCUGUCUGGUUACCUGGAGGCGAGUAUGAAAAAUGUAACUUGGAAUUUUUAGAGCCUUACAGUGGGCUCCACGUGAAGGGCCAAGGACGGGAGGCUGAGUCAAAAAUAGAAAAAUAGGAAAUAAUUUUCACCUGCUUCGUAGCUCUCAAAUAUAUAUUAAAAAAGAUUUAUGAACACAAACCAUCCGUGGUUUCUAAAAAGAAAGCACAAUUAAUUUUAUAUAGAGGUGUGUUUUUUUAUUUUUAUUUUUGUGGCGUUUCUAUUGCAAAAGUCUACUGGAUUUGAUGCACUUUUAAUAUUGGGAUAUUUUGCACGGAAGACUGUAUGGCAACUGCCCGUGAUAGUGUGAGGACAGGUUUUUAGCCGUUCACCUGUAAUCAGUCGUCGGGGAUGAGCCUAAACCAACAGCUCAUUCCUUCCUGAAACAAAGGUUGUGACUCGAGGUUGGAUGUGUGGCUGUGUUUGUUAGGGCCUCCUGAUUUUCAGAAGGAGGGAGCGUUCGAGUUGGUGUCCUUUAAGUGAGCCUAAGCCUAAGGUGGGAGGGAACACCGUCGUCGCCGGGCUUCUGUUCUGGAUCCGCAUCAGUGUUAGUAACUACACCACAUUAAGGUUCCUCUUUCAGUUUCUUUACCUGGAUUGGGCUCAGUGGUCUUUCCAUGGAGGGCAAAGGUGAUUUUCCUAAGAAAUUAGCUAGGUGGGAGCCGGGAGGAUCAUUCGUAUCAACUUCAGAUACGCAGGGUUUCCAAGCCCUCUGUGACCUCUUAGGGAAGCCCGCCUGGUCCCUUUGGUCUUACAGACUCCUCUGGGUUUCAGAGUGGGUCUGUCUCCAACUUGACUCUCAAAAUUGCCCUGUUGAUGUAAGUAGGGUUUGGUCUCUCCAUUUUUUUUU